This is a messenger RNA of Pteropus alecto (black flying fox), 2806 nucleotides long. RefSeq names its product rabaptin, RAB GTPase binding effector protein 2 (gene RABEP2). Bases 562 to 2268 code for a protein of 568 amino acids. The record is from RefSeq and is a predicted model, not a curated record. The transcript is spliced from 13 exons. Gene Ontology annotation, biological process: endocytosis. NCBI's taxonomy places the organism in Eukaryota, Metazoa, Chordata, Mammalia, Chiroptera, Pteropodidae. Gene Ontology annotation, molecular function: GTPase activator activity; growth factor activity. Gene Ontology annotation, cellular component: intracellular membrane-bounded organelle.
CAAAGUGGGGGUGGGGACGUGGAAGUUCCUGACUACGCGGGGACUCGAGCGCCCAGAAUAGUGGAGCUGACCCAGCCCUGCCCCAAGGGACGAUCCACGAGGGCGGAGGUACAGGGAGGCCCGGCCACAACUUGCUGUACUGCGAGCCAGGCUCCAGCGGAAGGGCGGCCACGGGCCGAGCUAAGGGCCGGCUCCGGAGCUCGCGAGAGACUGCAAGAGCUUCGCUGGAGGAGGUGUAAUUUGAACAGAGUUUCUAAGGUCACGAGCAGACGCCAGCAGGCCUUUGAUACAAAAGAACUUUGGAGUUUGAAGGACUAGUAUCCUUCUCGAACGGCAACAGCCCGAAGAGGGCGGAGAGGGGCGGGACCUGGGGCCGCAGCCGGGUGUCGACUCGGAAGCCUUCGGCCGAGUCUCGGCAAUCCCCUACCCUUGACUCGGGCCUCGGCGUCGAGCCAGGCUGAUCCGGAAACAGCCGAGCGGAUCCGGAAACAGCCGAGAGGACCCGGAAGCGGCGAGCGCCGUCACCAGGGAGUGCGGGACCCCGCGGUUUGCGCGGAGGCGAUGGCGGCAGCUGCGCCGGCGGCCGCAGGCGAGGAUGGCCGGCGACUGCGACCGGGGUCUGUGCUGGAUCUUCAGCCCCAGGAAGGGGCAAAGGUUGAAGCUGAGUCAGGGGAGCUCGGCCGACUUCGGGCUGAGCUGGCAGGCGCCCUGGCAGAAAUGGAGACCAUGAAGGCUGUGGCCGAGGUGAGCGAAAGCACGAAGGCUGAGGCUGUGGCUGCAGUGAGGCGGCAAUGCCAAGAGGAGGUGGCCUCGCUGCAGGCCAUCCUGAAAGACUCCAUCAGCAGCUAUGAAGCCCAGAUCACUUCUCUGAAGCAGGAGCGACAGCAGCAGCAACAGGACUGUGAGGAGAAGGAGCGAGAGCUGGGCCGCCUGAAGCAGCUGCUGUCCCGGGCUCACCCCCUGGACUCGUUGGAGAAACAGAUGGAAAAGGCCCAUGAGGACUCAGAGAAGCUUCGAGAGAUUGUGCUACCCAUGGAGCAGGAGAUAGAGGAGCUGAAGGCAAAACUGCUGAGGGCAGAGGAGUUGAUUCAAGAGAUCCAGAGACGUCCCCAGCAUCCCCAUUCCCUGCACGGCUCCGUGGAGUUGCUGCCCCUGUCCCGGGACCCGUCUCCCCCGCUGGAACCUCUGGAGGAGCUGAGCGGAGAUGGGGGUGCGGCGGCCGAGGCUUUUGCCCACAACUGUGAUGACAGCGCCUCCAUCUCCUCCUUCUCCCUUGGUGGUGGGGCUGGCAGCAGUGCGUCCUUGCCCCGUAGCCGCCAGGGCCUGAGCUCAGAGCAGGAAGAGACAGCCUCUCUGGUGUCCACGGGCACUCUGGUCCCUGAGGGCAUCUACCUGCCCCCUCCUGGUUACCAGCUUGUUCCAGACACCCAGUGGGAGCAGCUGCAAGUGGAGGGCCGGCAGCUACAGAAGGACCUGGAGAGCAUCAGCCGUGAGCGGGACGAGCUGCAAGAGGGCCUGAGACGAAGCAAUGAGGACUGUGCCAAGCAGAUGCAGGUGCUCUUGGCCCAGGUCCAGAACUCAGAGCAGCUGUUGCGGACCCUGCAGGGAACUGUGAGCCAGGCCCAGGAGCGGGUUCAGCUGCAGAUGGCAGAGCUGGCCACCUCCCACAAGUGCCUGAGCCACGAGGUAAAGCGGCUGACUGAGGAGAACCAAGGGCUCCGGGCUGAGCAGCUACCAUCUUCAGUCCCCCGGGGCCUGGAGCAGGGUGAGAGCCAGGAGGAGUUGCUGCCCAGCUCGGUCCCGGAGCUGCAGCAGCUGGUGCGCUGCAUGCGGCAGGAGGUGCAGGCCCAUGAGCAGGCCCGGGAGCAUGAGGCCGAGCGCCUUAGGAUUGAGAUCGUGACCCUGCGGGAGGCGCUGGAGGAGGAGACGGCAGCAAGGGCCAGCCUAGAGGGGCAGCUGAGGGUGCAGCGGGAGGAGACAGAAGUGUUAGAGGCCUCCCUGUGCAGCCUGAGGACGGAGAUGGAGCGAAUCCAGCAGGAACAGAGCAAGGCCCAGCUCACAGACCUCCUCUCAGAACAGAGGGCAAAGGUGCUACGGCUGCAGGCCGAGCUGGAGACCAGUGAACAGGUGCAGAGGGAUUUCGUAAGACUCUCCCAGGCCCUGCAGGUGCGCCUGGAACGGAUCCGCCAGGCAGAGAGUCUGGAACAAGUGCGUAGCAUCGUGGACGAGGCGCCCCUCAGGGACAUCAGGGACAUCAAGGACACCUGAGGGGCCAGAACCCACCCCCCUGGGGAGACUGUCUUUCUCCACUGCAGAACCAUGAGGCCUAGGCUUUGGGGGCCUCACGAUGUUGUCUUCCCCCUCUCCAAGCCUGGGGUUCAGGGACAGGGCCAUCACUGCCCCGUCCCUCCAGGGCCUCCUCUCAGGAGUAGCUGAGCCUUCUGCUCCCAAGGGUGACACUGGAUGAGGGUCCCAACUCCCUCCUGGAACCAAAGGUGCAGGCUCAGCCCUGCGGCUUUCUGGCUGCUAUGCUGCCUCCCGAGCCCCAACCGUCCUGCCCCUGCCCCCUAGCCAGACUGCCAGACUGCCAGCCCGUCCUUCGUCCCUUUCCCUGAGGCAGAGCCAAGCUGGGAGUGGGGGCUGGGGGCCUCCGUCCACAUGUGUGCCCUGGACAGGCAGCUGCUUUCUGGACUGCAUGACACUAAGAUGCUUGUCCCCCGGGGCCGGACCCAGGCCCAAAGAUGUGCAUGGAGGCAAGGCCAGACUUUUCUGUCAUUUAUUUUCAAUAAAUAAGCAGCUCAGCUCA